Messenger RNA from Schistocerca piceifrons (Central American locust), 1635 nucleotides. RefSeq names its product transcription factor collier (gene kn). The coding region runs from base 1 to 1635 and encodes 544 amino acids. Gene Ontology annotation, molecular function: RNA polymerase II cis-regulatory region sequence-specific DNA binding; DNA-binding transcription factor activity, RNA polymerase II-specific. The record is from RefSeq and is a predicted model, not a curated record. Lineage: Eukaryota; Metazoa; Arthropoda; Insecta; Orthoptera; Acrididae. Gene Ontology annotation, biological process: regulation of transcription by RNA polymerase II. The transcript is spliced from 14 exons.
AUGGCAGGACGUUCUCUUCUUGCUUAUGGCCAUGAACGCAAGCUGCACGUGGGCAUCGGCCGCGCGCACUUCGAGAAGCAGCCGCCCAGCAACCUGCGCAAGUCCAACUUCUUCCACUUCGUGAUCGCGCUGUACGAUCGCGCGGGCCAGCCCGUCGAGAUCGAGCGCACCGCCUUCAUCGGGUUCAUCGAGAAGGACCAGGAGACGGAAGGCCAGAAGACAAACAACGGUAUCCAGUACAGGCUGCAGCUGCUCUACGCCAAUGGCGUGCGGCAGGAGCAGGACAUCUACGUGCGGCUCAUCGACUCCGUGACCAAACAGGCCAUUAUGUACGAGGGACAGGACAAGAACCCUGAGAUGUGCCGGGUGCUGCUUACGCACGAAGUCAUGUGCAGCCGGUGCUGCGAUAAGAAGAGCUGCGGCAACCGCAACGAAACGCCCUCUGACCCCGUCAUCAUCGACAGGUUCUUCCUGAAGUUUUUCCUCAAGUGCAAUCAGAACUGCCUGAAGAACGCCGGGAAUCCACGGGAUAUGCGGAGGUUCCAGGUGGUGAUCUCGACGCAGGUGGGCGUGGACGGCCCGCUGCUCGCCAUCUCGGACAACAUGUUCGUGCACAACAACUCCAAGCACGGCCGGCGCGCCAAGCGGCUCGACCCCGCCGAAGGCUUGUACCCUCCCCUUCCCGUAGCCACCCCCUGCAUCAAGGCCAUCAGUCCGAGCGAAGGCUGGACGUCCGGGGGCUCCACCGUCAUAAUCAUCGGCGACAACUUCUUCGACGGUCUGCAGGUCGUCUUCGGGACCAUGCUCGUAUGGAGCGAGCUGAUAACGUCGCACGCGAUCCGCGUGCAGACGCCCCCGCGACACAUACCGGGCGUCGUCGAGGUGACGCUGUCCUACAAGUCCAAGCAGUUCUGCAAGGGCGCGCCGGGACGCUUCGUCUACGUCUCGCUAAACGAGCCAACCAUCGACUAUGGCUUCCAACGCCUUCAGAAACUCAUCCCCAGGCACCCAGGAGACCCGGAGAAGCUGCCAAAGGAGAUAAUCCUGAAGCGCGCGGCCGACCUGGCGGAGGCGCUCUACAGCAUGCCGCGCAACAACCAGCUGGGGCUGUCUGCGCCGCGGUCGCCGCCCGCCGCCGCCAACGGCAUGCCCUCCGGCUUCAACACCUACACCGGCCAGCUCGCCGUCAGCGUCCAGGACGCGCCCUCCGCCGCCCAGUGGACGGAAGAGGAGUACGGCCGCGCGCAGAGCAGCAGCGUGUCGCCCCGGGGAGGCGGCUACGGCUCCAGCGCCUCCACGCCGCACUCCUCCAACGGCGGGGGCGGCGGAGGCGGCGGCGGAGGCGGCUCGUACGGAAACUCGUCCGGGGGCGGCGCGGGGGCGGCGGGCAGCGCGGGCGGCGCGGGCAGUGGGGCGGCCGGAGGCGGCGCGGCCGCCAUCAACGGCGCCGCCUACGCCGCCUCCGCAGGCGGAGCCGCCCUCUCGUCCAUGGGGUCGCCCUCAUCCGCCAGCCUCUUCAACUCCUCGCCCAGAGUGGGAGGCCUGGCAUCUCCGUUCGCCACGAUGAACCCGUUCGGGCUGUCCACGUGCAACUCGCAGUCGUACAGCCCGCUGCUCAGCUCGACGGGCAAGUAG